UCCACGACUAUUUCGUUCAUUUAUUCAGUUCAACGAUCAAGUCAAAUGUAUUACAUGUUGACCCUAUUCAGUGUAGCGCCAUAUUUGCUUUUUGACGCGAUUGAAAAGGAGUCUCUGGUGAGGGAGAUCCUGAUGGAAGUUCAUAAAAUCAAAGAAGAUCUUAACCGGAACUUCCGGAUCUCGCUUUUUCAGGAAAUGAGUCAUAUGACAGCAGUCCUGUGACACCGCUGUGUUUUGGUUUGAGAAACGUAUUGCACUGAAAUCCGCACAAAAUGGAUUGAUCGAAUGAUCAUAAGAAGAGCAUGGAGAAUGAUGAAUUUCCGCCAGCGGAUGGGAUGGAUAGGUGUUGGACUGUACUUAUUGGCUAGUGUUGCUGGGGUUUAUUAUAUAUUUGAGAUAAGCCAAACAUACAACCGGCUUGCACUGGCACAUGUAGAAAAGGCAGCUGGAGCACAGACAAAAUGGUCAGGAGAUGCUUCAUCCUUGUCCCCUUCUUCAGCCUCAUGGACACUGACUCUGAAAUCAAGACUUCUCCUCUUGCCCUUCUGGGUGUGGGCCACAAUUUUCCUCGGUCCCUACCUCCAAGUCUUUCUCUUUCUGUAUUCCUGCACAAGGGCAGACCCCAAGACUAUAGGAUACUGCAUUCUGCCCAUCUGCCUGGCUGUUAUCUGCAACCGUCACCAAACUUUUGCCAAGGCCUCCAAUCAGAUCAGCAGGCUACAGCUGAUUGACACCUAAAUCCUUUAAGAUGUGGGAUUGAAUCUUGGUACCAUACACUUUGGUGUGUUAGGGGUUGGGGAAUACAAAAGUGCAUUUGUAAAAAAGAUUAUUGCAUUGCCUGUACUUGUUCAAAACUUUACAUAAGCAUUUUUCUGUAGGAAUUACACGAGAACGAGUAUGUGCAUUUAGAGGGUUACGUUUUCUUUUCUUUUGAAAAUAAUAUGGUUAAAGCCAUGUGAAUUUCAACACCAGUUCUUUUUAAAAUUGCACCUUUGAGUGCAAAAUCAGUGUGCUUUUAAUUAAAGUAGAUUUAUAACCGGAUCCAGAAGUAUUUUUCAUGUUUCCUCAGUCUUAUGGUACUUUAAAAAAGUAUAAUAAAAUUUGCCUCAAUUGAACUAAAAUAAAUAAUACUCUAAAAUGUACGUUUAUAAUUGAAGGGAAAUUUGAUAAGUGAAAUCUCAAUCAAGCCAUGGUCCAAGAUAUCAUCUGGAUUAAUUUUUUUUUGCACUGAAGGUGCAAGCUGAGAAAGUCUGUGUCUGACAGUAAUGUUACUUUAAAAUGCUGCCAGGAUUGCAUGCUUAACAUUUCAGUAUAAGGACAAUGGAUUGAAAGUGUCACUAUAAUGUUCCUGCCAUUUUAUUCAACUCCAGUGGUUAGUGUUCAGUGAGAGUAGCACUGACAGAACCAGCCGUAAAAUGGUGCCACAAAUGUGUGUGCCAUUAUUUGUCAAGUGUCAAUCUUUCUGUUGGCUGUAAACAUAGAAAACAAAACUCAAAGAGGGAACAAUGACAAAAAGUUGUUAUUACGGAACUUUUGUAUAACCAUUUUUCUUAUCUGCAAUGAAUACCUUUUUAUAUCAGUAUUUGUUUCUUAAAGUAUGACACAUGACAAGGGAGUAUUUUCUUACAUCUCUUCAAUUUGGGAUUGUUCAAAUACUUGUUAUCAUGGGUGAAACAGUGGAAAGACAGUAUAGACGAUUCUAAACAUCUCUGGGUGGGUUUUAAAAAACAGGUGCUACAUGCUUAUGUCUGUAUGGAAUAUUUGUGCACUGAACUGCUUGUCUAAACGUAGAGCUAUCACCAUCAUUUUACAGUCUUAUCUUGCAAAAACAAUGGAAAUGUUAUUUAGACCGGCAGGGUGUGGUAGGUUGUAAUGAGUCUGUCACAAACAAAGUUUAUCCAACAAUAGGUCUCUAGAACUCAUUCUUCAAAAGCUCUCAGACUGUCUCUUUUAAUUUAGCUUUUGCCAAAGACCCAGGUGUUUAAAUUUUCAAUGUCAUUGCUUGCAUGGAGACAAUGCUGUUGUUCAUGUGUGGAUGGGUUUGACUUUAAGCCUUUGUUAAAUGUUCAAAUGGUUCAAGGCAAAUAGUUUUUGUCUAAAAGGGCUUGUCUGUUAAUUUAGAAUUGUAAUGUUUAAUCAGUAUUUGUUAAGAACUUUCCAUUGUAAUCUUAAUACACUGAUUUGAAACAAGUCUGGAUUUUGACAAAAAUCAAUCAAUGUGCAGUGCAUAUUUAUUUGAAACUGGUACAUUGAGAUUAUAUAUAUAUAUAUACAA
Xyrauchen texanus (razorback sucker) is the source of this 2275-nucleotide messenger RNA. It is a transcript of the gene lyset, whose product is annotated as transmembrane protein 251. Lineage: Eukaryota; Metazoa; Chordata; Actinopteri; Cypriniformes; Catostomidae. The coding region runs from base 286 to 738 and encodes 150 amino acids. The record is from RefSeq and is a predicted model, not a curated record. The transcript has 3 exons.